Messenger RNA from Biomphalaria glabrata, 3421 nucleotides. RefSeq names its product farnesoate epoxidase-like. Bases 300 to 2024 code for a protein of 574 amino acids. Gene Ontology annotation, molecular function: iron ion binding; oxidoreductase activity, acting on paired donors, with incorporation or reduction of molecular oxygen; heme binding. The transcript has 7 exons. The record is from RefSeq and is a predicted model, not a curated record. Lineage: Eukaryota; Metazoa; Mollusca; Gastropoda; Planorbidae.
UUGUUGUCGCUGAGGCCCAAGCUAGUUGAAGGGUGUUCGGCUGUUUAGGCUGGUGCAAUGUGGAUGAGUAUGUAAUUAGACAAGUAGAGCUCAUUCGAAAGACAGGAGUACGCACUUAGCCUUGUAAGUGUAUUACUCACUGGAUUCUUCUUGUACAGUCUUCGCGCUUUUUUUCAAGUGAAACUGUUUGAUGCAUGCGGUUUGUUAAGUUGUGACUAGAACGAGCACCAGAGGAGUUCGGAUAGAAGAGACAAAGGUGCAACCGCCUCGACACAGCCCCUCUUUACAAAAUAGCCAAGAUGACUGAAAACUCCAAUGAAGAUUCCAAGUUGGAUUCUCCGCAAAAACCGCUGCCUCCUGGCCCAUCAGGGCUUCCCUGCAUUGGAUCCAUCCUGGACUACAAAGGACCGAAGACGAACCUUGCAUGGACCAAACAAUUCGGGCCAAUAUACUACGUCAAAAUGGGCAGCAAAAAUCUCCUCUACCUGAACACGCUGGAGUUAGUGCAGAAGUAUCUGGAGGGGAAGAAAGGUGAACUAUUUCUAGACCGUCCUAUGGGACCAGGCGCCAUUGCUGAAGGUCUACUUUUUGGCAGUGGAGACCCAUGGAGGAAAAAUAAAAGGGCGUUCAUGAAGGCGUUGCAUACUGAAACGUUCCUGGAAGACCUAGAGGGUGCCGUGCAAACUGAGGUGGUGUACGUCAUCUCCGCCCUGCAGCAAGUUUGUGGGGAGACUAUCAGAAUAGUAGACGUCUUGAUAUCAGCCUGUGUCAACGCGGUUGCCGGGCUUUUGUUGGGCGGUUCUCUGCCACUGGACUCAGCAGACAGGAAAGACCUGAUCAAAGUUGCACGAAACUUGGAGGGUUGUAAUCUGUCUUCAGUUCUGACCCAGAUUUCACUGAAAUAUCCAAUAUUGCGAGAUCCACUGUCCAAAUUAUUUUUUCAAGAAAUCGUUGACGUCCACGGGACUUCCAGAACUCUGCAAAGACUUCUCCGACAGUGGAUCUGUCAGUGUCGAAGUGGAGUGCUGUCUCCUAGGCCGUCUUGUCCUGCCAACAAAUGCACCUCAGAAAUAUUUUCUAAACUAAUCAUUCCCAACAGAAACUUUGAAGAAGCCGAAGAGCCCAAAGAGUCACCUAUUUCGCCUCCCAAAAAUGAAGAACAUCUUGAUAUCGCCAUGCGGAGCGCACAGCAAUUCGCCAUGCUGGGUUUUGCGGAAACAGGCCCGGGGGAGCUGCCUUUUGAGGAAGCAGAGGCGCCCUUAGAGGAGUGUCCUAGCACGCCACUGACUGAGUUCAACUGGACUUUUACUCACCAGAUGUCAGUCAACGAACACAAAAAGUCCAUUUUACAGAGAAUUCUUGAUCAGCCUGAGUUUGCUCUUCUGACAGAUGAAAAUGACCAGGAGCUACUUCAGUCACUGAUCGACAUGUUCUUUGGUGGAGUCACUAGCUCUCUGUCUGCCAUUGAGUUCCUUCUGAUGUACCUCUGCAAGCACACAAACAUGCAGCGCAAGGCACAGGCAGAGAUAGAUGAGGUGGUUAAGUCCAACGGCUGCGACAUCAAGUGGUCCAUGCGAGACCAGAUGCCGUACGUUCAGGCCUGCAUCACGGAGGCCCUGAGGCUGGCUGCGGUCACUCCAUCGUCCCUACCGCAUGUGGCCAAAGAGGAUACGGAGAUUGAAGGCUACGCCAUACCCAAAGGGACUUUUGUAAUGGGCAGUAUCUACAGCCUGCAUUAUGACCCCAGAUUUUACCUUGACCCUGAAGAGUUCAGACCACAACGACACCUUGACCUGUUAGGUCGCGCACUAACACCCGAAAGUUUCAGGCCUUACGGCAUAGGGGCGCGCCGCUGUGUGGGUGAAUCCAUCGCCAGCAUGCAAAUGUUUAUCUACGUGGCCAACAUACUUCACAACUUUGACGUGUCCGAAGUGGACAACAAAAAGGCGUGUAACAUGGAGACUCAGAUGAGGAUCAUUCACCGUCUGCGGGACUUCAAGUGCAUGCUAACCAAACGAAACUAACACGUGAUCAAUAGAGUUGUUCUAUUUAUUCUUUAGGAUUGUAUGUAUGGAUCUGUUACACCCACAACGAGGCUAUGCAGUUUGUGUUUGGGUUACAAAGAGUAGAUCAGGACGUCUGGGAUGUUCAUACUUGAAGAGAUUUUGGUUUCUCUUUAACUCAAAUUCAAGUAUCUUUCCGCUGAGAAGCAAAGUGUUUGUGGUGGUUUGUAGACUCUAACUUUAGUCUGACACUUGCUUCAAAAAUAAACAUUCAUACAUGGAAAAGUAGGCCUAUUGUGCUGUGUGAAUAGAGCAAUAAUGUUUACACUGUACACACAUUCAUUAGUUCCUUAAAAAUUGUUUCCAGCAAAAAUAUAUAUAUAUACCGGUAUACAUAUAUAAGUCAUGGCCAGGCCAUUGUGUCUAGGUAAUAGAUCUACAUACCACUAGGUCCUCAUCAUAGACUGGAAUACAUUUACCUCGUUGUAGUCUAGAUCUGGUCUGGUGGACUUUUAACAAACAAUAAGUUAACAUUGGAUGUGACGCAUUCUUGAAAGUAAUCUAAGCAUUGGAAGUUGAAUGAGACCCUAACCUAUAACGUUUAGUCCAUUGUGUCACAGACCUAUAUCCUACCGGGACCUAAAUUGUAUGUUUUCUACGUAAAUUGUGUUUUCUGAGUGCUUGCUAUUUGUAGCCAUCAAUCAAUAGUCGAUAACAUUUGACGAUGACCAGCUAUGGUUAAGUAGGUGGUGGACAAGCAGCUGGCUGCACAUCUUAUCCUAGUAUCAGAUGAUCCCCUCAUUGUAUAUUAUUCACUAGUUUUUCCUGUGUCGAACCGUUUUUGGGCAUUAAAAUAAAUAAAAAAAUAAUUUUUGUUGACAUGUCUGUAUAUAAAUUAUUCAUAAAAACUUUCAUACAUAAUUUUGUCAAUAUAUAACUUCUGGCAUGUUAAUCAUAUGAAUAUUUUGUGUUCAAUAUUUUUGUGUAAAUAUUGUGUAUUAAGGUUGUUUUAUUUGUGUUGUAAACAGAUUUCAUUUGAGUAAGAAACUAGUUUCGCUGUUGUUAAUGAAAACUUUACACAUUUUCACAUUCUUCCAACAUUUGAUUCAUGGUUUUAUUUUCAUAUUACCGGUAUUUUAAUUAAAAAAACCCGUAAAUCUCUGAAUAUACCCCCCCCCCCACACACCAUUUUUUCUCCAUCAUACUGAACGUUUCCUAAAGCCUAAAUUAUAUGGAGCUUGGAACAUGGCAACAAGAUGAUACUCUAGUCAUUUAAUAGAGAUCUUACAUGUGAGUCUUAUAGCAUGUAUGCUAGAGUCAUACAAUAUGUAACCUUAUAUAUGAAUUUCUAUAGAAGAUAUAUAAUGGUACAACUGAAUAUUUCUACAAAUAACAUUUUUAAUAGAACUUUAAAAAAA